Molecule: messenger RNA, 381 nt
Organism: Solanum stenotomum
Lineage: Eukaryota; Viridiplantae; Streptophyta; Magnoliopsida; Solanales; Solanaceae
Product: DNA-directed RNA polymerase II subunit 4-like
Exons: 1
Coding region: 1-381 (126 amino acids)
Biological process (GO): transcription initiation at RNA polymerase II promoter; mRNA export from nucleus in response to heat stress; positive regulation of translational initiation
Cellular component (GO): RNA polymerase II, core complex; P-body
Molecular function (GO): translation initiation factor binding; nucleotide binding
Source: RefSeq, a predicted model, not a curated record
AUGGAAUUUGAAGAAAACGUUGUUGGUGACGACUUUUUGAAGGGUAAAUGUCUAAUGAAUAGUGAAGUUGCAUUGAUUCUUCAACACAAAUAUGAGAAAAUGUGUGAUGAACAUUCAACUACUCAUGUAUUUGAAAAGUCAUUGCAAUAUGUGAAGCGUUUCAGUCAGUAUAAUAACCCUCAUGCUGUUACACAAGCUCGUCACAUUCUUAGUAGCUAUCCAAUUUCUGAAGUCGAUCUAUGUGUUCUUGGUAAUCUUUGCCCCAAAUCUGUUGAAGAAAGUAUUGCCAUGGUGCAACCUAAAGGACUUGCAAGACUUGACGAUGAAGCAAUAAAGAAAAUACUAACUGAGCUUUCUCUAUUAAAGAAAUUUGAUAUGUAG